This is a messenger RNA of Rhizophagus irregularis DAOM 181602=DAOM 197198, 856 nucleotides long. The record is from RefSeq and is a predicted model, not a curated record. Lineage: Eukaryota; Fungi; Glomeromycota; Glomeromycetes; Glomerales; Glomeraceae.
UUAACGUAUAUUGAGGAAUCAUUGGAAAAUUUGAAAGAUGAAAUACAAGAUGUCGUGAUGAUUGAUCUUUCCGCUUAUGAUUUAGAUAAUGAUAGUGUACUUGAAAUGAUACAUGUUAAAUAUAACGCUGAGAUAAUUGGAAAACGCAUGUUUAUCAAAUAUGACGGAAAAUUAAAGCAAAGAAUUCAUCGGAGAUUAGCACAUUCUGCAGAAACUCAUAAUCCAAAUUGGGAUGUGGAUGAGACCGGAACGUGUACGACAAGGAAUCGUGAUACUUUUCUGCCCGACGUUGGCAUAUGGUUCCAAUUAGUGACUAAGGCACAACGGGUAACUCCCAUUAAAGCACGAUGUCCGCUCCCUAACGUAUGGAUUGGGGUCUUUUUUAAUAGAGACCCAGACCGUAGCCACGCUUUGUCAAAUAUUGAUUUAAUCCAACGACAAAACUUGGGUAUUGAAUUUGUAUGUAUUGCUCUUCCUUUUUCAACUGCCAAUUUUCCGCAAAAUCCAAAUCCUGGGGCAGCUACAGUACAAGCAACACCUACAGCAAACCAAAAUUCAAGGCCCACUAGAGCACCGUAUAUUAUCCAUUGGAACGCGAAUAAUGUUCCAGUUUACUAUAAAAUGAGUUGGAAUAAUCACAUCAUCCUCAGAUGUGGCUGGGCUCUUGAUUUCAAUCUUGUCCUAAACGUACUUGCAAUGUGAUCAUUAUUAUUUAAACGUCUUUAUAUUUGAAGCUUAUGUAAAAAAGUUUGCGUUCAUUUUACUGCAAAGUAGAAAAAAAAUAGCAAAAAAUCAUACAUGCAAAUUAUGUUAAAUAAAAUUAUAUAUGCAAAAUGUCGCAAUAAAUAAAUACAAU